UUCUCAUCGAUAUCGGUACGUUUCACGCUUGCACCUAUAAGCCAUUAAAAAAAUGUUUUCCUUCCCGAAGGGAGCGUGCCAUUUUCUUUGCUUUUGUCCCUGUAGCUAAAAUAUUUAAGGUAUAUCUCAAUAGAUGGCGUUCGCGUCAACUCCACGGAUGUUUAACAUCAGUACAUGAUGCCGUGACGUAAGGGGUGGACGUGCUGCGCAUCCUUCCACAAAUAUGGCUCAACCCUCAACCUCAGGCGGCAUAAAUCCUACAAAUUUCUACGGGGACAGUCUUCCACCGCGCCCUAGGUACAUGGAUUAUACCUGUAGAGAUGAGCCCCGCUCUGACUCAGAGUAUUCAGAUAUUGAGGAUGUGGAAGACAGUGGUGAUGAGUAUCUACUCACCCAAGAUGAUGAAGCGCAGUUCAGGCGAGAUUUGAUGCUUGACUUUCAAGAUGAAAAGGCAGUCGUUGCUGGCCGAUCAAGAAGAAGAACGCUACUUCCUUUGGACCCCGUUGCAUUACCUUCAGAUGCACCUGCAGCUAAUGGGACAACACAAGAAACACUUGCUCAUGUUGCCUAUGCUAAACAGAAUAAAGACACUAGUGAUCUUGACUGUGACACUCUUUCAAAUAAUAUCAGUGUUCAUGGACAUGGUAAUUCUUCAGACGUAACCGUCACCACACCUUCAGUAGCUCAUGUUUCUGAGGUGGAAAGGGAUGAGGAGGUAGAAGAUUACAGAAACUUGAAACACAAAAUUAAUUGGAAACAAUGUGAUCCUAAUGAGAAUAAUGAAAAAAAUAUUCCAGAGUUUAGGGGUUUUGUAUCAGGCAGAGAAAAUGCCUUGCAACCAAUAGAAUAUUUUAGGCAGUUUUUUGACAGAGAAUUACUGACACUAAUAUGUAAUGAGAGCAAUAGAUAUGCCUUGCAAUGUGACCCAAGCAAACCACUUUCUCUAACAGUACAAGAGCUAGAGGUAUUUCUAGGCAUUUGUAUCUACAUGAGUAUCGUCAAAAUGACCAGCCAUCGUAGAUACUGGACUUCUGAUGCACACCUUAGGGCUGUAAUAGACUACAUGUCCUGUGCCAGGUGGGAAAGAAUCAAGUCAUGCAUUCACUUUGCAGAUAAUUCACAGUGUCCUGCAAAAGGAACGCCAGAAUAUGACAAACUGUACAAAGUUAAGCCACUUUUGAACCACCUAAAGUCCAAGUACAAUAUGAUCCCUAUGGAUAAGAAUGUGUGCGUGGAUGAACAAAUGAUACCAUAUAAAGGAACAAGAGGUCCAAGAUAUUACAUCAAAGGAAAACCCAACCCUUGGGGUUUCAAAGUAUGGACUCUUGCUGGUAGCCAUGGUAUUGUACACAACUUUGAAGUAUGUGUUGGAGCAACUCCUAAGGUCGAUGGAUUCCCUGAUUUGAAAUCCAGUGCUAAUAUUGUGUGCAAAUUAGCAUCAAUCAUUCCCACCCACAAGAACUAUAGACUUUACAUGGAUAACCUGUUCUCAACAAUUCCCUUGUAUUUUGAGAUGUAUAAAAGGGGAAUACUAUGCAUGGGAACUGUUCGCACCAAUAGGCUUUCUGGAUUGAGAAUGAUACCUGACAAAGAUUUGAAAGCAAAAGGAAAGUCUGCUUUUGUAGAAUAUGAUGGAAAAGUAGAAACUUGUCCAGAGAGUGUAAGGGUUGUUCGGUGGAAUGACAGCAACCUGUGUACCAUCAUGUCUACCAUGGGAUCUGCUCAGCCAGUUGCAAAUAUACCUCGUUGGGAUAAAUCAGUAUCCACAACAGAAAAGUCUCCAGUAAACUGCCCUGCUCUCAUCAAGCACUAUAAUGAAAACAUGGGGAACCUUAGCAUUUGUAAUGCCUGGCUACUAUACAGAAGGGACAUCCAGGCUUUGGAUGCACGUGCAAAAUAUUUGAGCCUACAUGAUUUCAAAUUGGUAUUGUCUUCAUGUCUGAGGAUGCAAGACAAACCUUUAUCAGGAAAACGAAGAGGUCGGCCAUCAAGUGCAUCAGUCGAUGAAAGGCUGGUGGAAAAGAAACAAAAAGGCCACAACACAAAACCAAUACCACCAAAGCCACACCACACAAAUGGAGACAAUGUGAAGCAAGAUAAUGAAGGUUUGCGAGGAACAGAGGAGCCACCACCUGCCUGCUCGUCGGGAACCUCCACCAGGACCACGCCGAAGGUCGCAGGCCAAGUGUGUCAGUCACCCACUCCACGCAGUAACCGUCCCACUCACGGCCAGCUGUAUCAGACCGCAGCCUCUCCCUCCCCCACUGCCCUUCCUGGUUACCAUUCCGUGAACCAGCACUCCACGCAGAGAGCGGUAGGGGAGGGGUUCAUUGUGGUGUGCUGCUGCCUCGCCUCCGCCGCAUCCCCGGCUGAUGGGCGUACUGAAGGGGAGGGGCAAUGUGGGGAUGAAGGAGGAGAGUGUCGAGUGUGUAACUGCGACAAGGUACAGCACUCGUGGGCCGCCAGCAAGGCAGCACGGAGGCGAGGGUUGGCUGCGGCCGAUCGAAUUAUCCUCACUGGUGGCCGCGUGGCCCCGGAUGUCCGUAAAAGGCGGGACGAGGGGGAGGCAGCAGUAAUGAACACCGCCGUCAGAGAUAAAAUAUACAGGAGUAGCGUGAAGCGUGCAUGGCGUGGUGUGCCCCAGGGCAUCCACCGCCUCGAGCCACGCACGCCAGCCAGCCCAGGCACCUGCUACUCAGCCUCCCUAGCCUUGCCUACUUGGUGUGGUGUGGAAACCCAGGACACGAUAAGCUGCUGGUGUGUCAAGACUGCAGUGAACAGCGGUGUUCAGGAGGGCGGAGGUCCUGACUCGCCCCAAGCAGCCACGGCUCCCCAAGGCAAGCCACAGCCACAGGAGACCCCAGCCAGCGUCCGAAACUUGAGGCGAACCACAGAGGACGGUGUCUCUUUCUCUAAAGUGAUUCGCUGA
Molecule: messenger RNA, 2929 nt
Organism: Portunus trituberculatus (swimming crab)
Lineage: Eukaryota; Metazoa; Arthropoda; Malacostraca; Decapoda; Portunidae
Exons: 12
Coding region: 224-2929 (901 amino acids)
Source: RefSeq, a predicted model, not a curated record